Molecule: messenger RNA, 492 nt
Organism: Penaeus monodon (black tiger shrimp)
Lineage: Eukaryota; Metazoa; Arthropoda; Malacostraca; Decapoda; Penaeidae
Source: RefSeq, a predicted model, not a curated record
CUCAAGGAGGAGCAGCGCACCAUCUUCAUCGACGGAGGCUCCACCGACAGCUUUGGCAUCACCGACGUCUUCCUCUACAUCGGCACCUUCACCCUGGCCAUCCUCACCGCCCUGGCCAUCAUCGGCCUCAUCUACGGCGCACAGGAGUCGGGCUCCACAGGAUACGAGGCCCCCGCCACCGGAUCCUACACUAGCUACGACCACGCCUACCAUGUCGCCAGGGCUCUCUAUGACGGUUACAAGAAAUACGAAGAGGCCAGAUCUGCCAACUGAAUGAAGACGAUGGACACGACCGCAUGAAAGGAAACGGAAGCGACUGCCUGCGAGAAUCCGUGUGAAUCCAGUUACGAGAACCCUGUCUGCGUGAAUCCGCUUGCAAGAACGUUAUUCCCCGUGUAUCUGCUUGCAAGUGUUUAGUUCCUGUGAAUCGUAGUGAAUCUGCUUCUUUGAGAAAGCCGUGUUACCCUGAGAUGCCAUAUAAUAACCUUUGCG